AAAAAACAAUCCUACUGAAUCUCCAAUAGGUUUGCAUGGCAAAUUCAGGAGUUGCAUGCACAGCAUUUCAAAUUAAAUUUCAACGACCGCAUAUUUCAGUAACAGAAGAAAGUUAAAUCAGGGAAUUAUUGAUAAUAAUUCUGGGGGAACUGAGACUAAUUAUCGGUUUUUAUAGGCCUUUAGGCUACAAUAGAAAAAUCCAAAAGAACACGCAAUAUGUCUGUCGCUGGAAAUGAAAUAACAGACGCACAUAACUUGGCUUGACAAACAGGAUAAUAUCUAUAUUUGAUCAUAAACCAGUUAGUAAAGUACUACAAUGCACCUUGCCCAGGAAGCUCCGGUGAAAGGUGUGAACCAAUUCCGACCAAGCAAAGCAAAAAACGGGGCGCGGCACAGUCAAGACUAGAGAAGAUGCACUUCCUGCUACUGUUAAGCCGGCAGGGGAAGUUGCGACUGCAAAAGUGGUUCACUCCGGUGACAGAGAGAGAGAAGAAGAAGGUGACCAGGGAAAUGACUCUGAUGGUGCUGGCUCGCCCUCCCCACUCCUGUAACUUCCUCCUCUGGAGGGACCUCAAGAUUGUUUACAAAAGGUAUGCCAGUCUCUACUUCUGCUGUGGUCUGGAGGACCAGGACAAUGAACUGUUGACCCUGGAGGUGUUGCAACGAUAUGUCGAGCUGCUGGACAAAUACUUUGGCAACGUGUGUGAGCUGGACAUCAUCUUUAACUUUGAGAAGGCAUACUUCAUCCUGGAUGAGUUCCUGGUGGGAGGAGAGCUCCUGGAGACCUCCAAGACAGCUGUGGGCAUCGCUAUGGAGGAGGCAGAGACACUACAAGAGACAAUGGAGGAGUAUAUGAGUAAACCGACCUACUGAACCAAUAACAGGGACGUGAGUCGAAUCUUAAGACCGAAGAAUCCUUUUCUCAAUAAGUGCCACAACAUUUCAAAGAA
Oncorhynchus tshawytscha (Chinook salmon) is the source of this 950-nucleotide messenger RNA. Its product is annotated as AP-1 complex subunit sigma-3. The transcript has 5 exons. Gene Ontology annotation, molecular function: clathrin-cargo adaptor activity. Gene Ontology annotation, cellular component: intracellular membrane-bounded organelle; AP-1 adaptor complex; membrane coat. Gene Ontology annotation, biological process: vesicle-mediated transport; intracellular protein transport. Lineage: Eukaryota; Metazoa; Chordata; Actinopteri; Salmoniformes; Salmonidae. Bases 412 to 873 code for a protein of 153 amino acids. The record is from RefSeq and is a predicted model, not a curated record.